AUGGCGUCCAGGUCUUCAUGCUGCUAUUGCCCUGGCUGCUCUGACUGUGGUCUCCGCCGCUUACUCAGGCUGUUGCGCAGUGUUAUGUUCUUCUUUCAGUGGAAGAUUGAAUCUGUGGAAAGAGACCGGGCACAGCUGGAAGGCGAACCCAACACCAAGAUUGUGAAAGGCACUGUGACAAGCUGUGGCAAUGAUUAUGGCUGGAUCGAAAACUGUGUCUUCUUCAGCACCGAUGUUGUGAUCGGCCCAGUGCCUCUGCAAGCUGGAGACCAAGUCCUCGCAUUUGUGGAGGAAGACCCACUGUCACAUGACUUGAAAGCAACCGAAGUCUGUGUCUUCUCCGAAGAAGAUAAGCCUAGAGAACCAGACUCCAAGAUCCGUGAUUUAUCUGUGUGUGUUUCCCUCGUCAAGAAAGAUACCGUCUACAUCGCGGAGGAGUACUACUUCUAUCUGGACAGCAUUUCCAAAGCUAUCUUAGGUUUCACACCUUAUGAAGGGGACUGGCUAGAUAUUGAGUACUCUGCUGAAAAAGGGUCACCGAAGAUCACAGUGCACUCCUUGAAGGCCACGAAGUGUAGGCGCCUGCAGGAGGUCCAUGUAACCAGUGUCCACAGACGACAAGGAGUGCUGAAUCACACCAUCUUUUUCACCCUGGUCUCACUGAAACUCCCCGUGGCCUACACCCCUGUUGUAGGCCACGUGGUCAGCGCGGUGAUAGUGCAAAGCAUCCGGCCCAACUACAACUGGAGGGCAAUCUCCAUGACUCCGGUGAACAUGAUGUAG
Molecule: messenger RNA, 783 nt
Organism: Phodopus roborovskii (desert hamster)
Lineage: Eukaryota; Metazoa; Chordata; Mammalia; Rodentia; Cricetidae
Product: cancer/testis antigen 55-like
Exons: 5
Coding region: 1-783 (260 amino acids)
Source: RefSeq, a predicted model, not a curated record